AUGAUUGUUAGCUGGAACAUCAUAGGGCUUAAUAAAAGAGCUAGAGCUAUUGAGGUUGGAGCCCACCUCAGGUAUUUGCAUGCUAGCAUUGUUGUUCUUCUUGAAACUAGGGUUAAGAAUAAGAACUCAGAUUCAGUUAGAAAUAAACUUGCUAAAAAUUGGAACUAUUUGGAUAACUACAAAGAUCAUGAUAAUGGGAGGAUCUGGGUCCUAUGGAAUCCACAACUGUGGGAUAUUAGAUCUAUCAGCUCUACUGACCAAGUUAUUCACAGUGAAGUUUAUCAUCAAGAUGGGAACUUCUCCCACUAUUUGUCAGCCAUAUAUGCUCAUAACCAGUUGAGUAAAAGGAGGGAGCUAUGGGAUAAUAUCAAAGAUGUAAGUAAAGGUAUGAAAGGUCCUUGGAUUAUUAUUGGAGACUUCAAUAAUGUCCUUAAAGUACAUGAUAGAGUUGGAGGAAAUGAGGUUCACCCUAAUGAAUAUGUGGAGCUGGGGACUAUGAUGGAAGAAACUGACCUCACUGAACAUGAAACUACAAGGUGUAAAGAUAGUAAUAUUGAAAUUCUACACCCUCAAAUAUCUGACCACUCUCCUCUGCAACUUCAACUGAAAAUCCACAACAAGGAGCUGAUUAAAAAAAAGCACAGAUUCAAAUUCCCCAACUGCAUUACUAAUGACCCAGAUUAUGAGGAGGUAGUGAGAACUAGCUGGAAUCAACAUAUUCAUGGUAAACCCAUGUAUAGAGUUUGGCAGAAGCUAAAGUUUGGCAUCAAUAGGAAAUAUAAUCAUACUGCCCACAAGAUUCAAGAGAGUAGGAAAAAUCUGGAAGCAGCUCAGAACAUGUUAAAGAAUGACUUAUUUAAUCAGGAGCUAAUUAGGAAGGUCAAGCAAUUAUCUGAAGAACUCAUACAGCAGUGUGAUAUUGAGGAAAAAAUCUUGAAGCAGAAAUCAAAUAUUGAUUGGCUGAAAUUAGGGGACGACAACAGUAAAUACUUCUAUGCUAAUUUGAGGGAGAAGAAUAAAAAGACAUCUCUGAGCAAGUUGGAGGAUAGCUAUGGUAAUAAAAUGAUUACUUUUGAUGAUAUGGAAAAGGAAAUUUUGCAAUUCUAUGGUGACCUGAUUGGACACAAUACUAGUAAACUGGUACAAGUGGACAUUGAGGUGCUGAGAAGAGGCAAGCAAAUUUCUCAUGAGAGUGCAGACCUUUUGAUAAAACCUGUUACUGAUGAGGAAAUUUGGAUGGCCUUGCAAAAUAUUGAUGACCACAAAGCCCCCGGAAUAGAUGGAUAUAAUGCAAAAAAAUUUAAAGCUAGCUGGGCAAUCAUUAAGAGUGAUGUAAUUUCUGCAAUCAAGGAUUUCUUUUGCUACAAUAGAAUGCUUGCUACAGUCAACUGCUCUCUGGUAACACUUAUUCCAAAGAAACAAGAGGAAAAAACAGUUCGUGAUCUAAGGCCUAUUGCUUGUUGCUCAACCCUGUACAAGAUCCUAUUUUUAUGUGGAUCUUUCAACCGAAGAGCCUCGUCUUUCUUCGUCCAGUCUGGUUUUGGGACUUCAAAACGAGUUUUUCUAGAAGCAACUUCUUAA
Vicia villosa (hairy vetch) is the source of this 1581-nucleotide messenger RNA. RefSeq lists its product as uncharacterized. The record is from RefSeq and is a predicted model, not a curated record. The transcript is spliced from 2 exons. Lineage: Eukaryota; Viridiplantae; Streptophyta; Magnoliopsida; Fabales; Fabaceae. Gene Ontology annotation, molecular function: catalytic activity. Bases 1 to 1581 code for a protein of 526 amino acids.